Venturia canescens is the source of this 1361-nucleotide messenger RNA. Its product is annotated as DNA damage-regulated autophagy modulator protein 2-like. The coding region runs from base 511 to 1359 and encodes 282 amino acids. The transcript is spliced from 7 exons. NCBI's taxonomy places the organism in Eukaryota, Metazoa, Arthropoda, Insecta, Hymenoptera, Ichneumonidae. The record is from RefSeq and is a predicted model, not a curated record.
UGUGUCCACGAUCUUGAACGUGAAUUUAUUUUUCUUUAAUUGUCAAGCAAAUCAAAAUAUAUGAAUUCAUUCGUGAAUUGAAUUACCGAAAAAUCGAAGUGCCGUGCUCGAGUUCAUAUUUUUACGAUCAACUGUCAAGCUGUGUUGUGUGAGGUUCGUGUUUCUCUUGGAUAUAAACUAGAGGGCUCAAAAUUUCGACGUUCCAUCUGAUCGUCCGCAGAGGAAGGGAGCAUGAAAAAAAUGCCGAAGGUCGAGGACACCAUGGCAAGGGCAUAACAAGUAAACAGACUUCUCUGCUCGUUCUUUAUCUCGCGAUCGCAACGUUUUAGAGAGCGCACGUUCUUUCGCCGUGUGCGAAGGACGGAAGAAGGUUUUUACUAUAUAAUGCGAAUGGUUCGAGGAAGGUCGUGCUGCGAGACUUAAAAACUGCGCUCGGGUGUCGUCGAUAACGGAGGGACGAUAGACUCGUCGUUUCUUUCUGGCUCAACCUUUUUUUCGAUUUCAAUCGUCAUGGACAAACCGGAAGUAUUGGGAAAUCUUCACUACGUACCGAUCGUUAUAUUUAUCACUUUUCCGGCCACCGUUAUCACCACGUAUUCGAUAGCCGUUGGUCUCGGGCACACGGAAGCGGGUUUUCCAUACAUUUCCGACACCACGACGUACGCGCCUGAAAGCUGCAUAUUCGCCCAGUUUAUGAACAUCGCCGCGGCUCUGAUGUCUUUCUUCGUCUACGUACGGUACGAGCAGGUGAAGGAGUGCAUUGUUGAAUUUCGUGGAAAUGACUCUCUGCAAAAGUGGAAUCGAGCCGGCCUCGUUUUUGGACUUUUGACCAACCUGGGCCUCUCGAUCGUCGCGAAUUUCCAAGAGACGUCGGUCCUCGUCGUUCACAUGAUCGGUGCUUUCAUGUGUUUUGGUGCUGGAACUAUUUACUUCUGGUCGCAGGCUGUCUGCUCGUACUAUCUUCAGCCCCACGGUUGUUCGAUCCUCGUUGCUCGUGCAAGGAUUAUUAUGGCGAUUUUCAUGACGAUUUGCUUCAUCGUUACUAUCGUGUGUGGAACUCUGAGUUUCCGAUUGUACAAAGGCAAACAGGUUCAGAAGUGGUACAAAGACGACGGUGGUUGGGAUUUGCACAUAGUGAGUACGAUCGCCGAAUGGUUAUGUUCGAUGACAUUUUGUGCGUACACGUUGUCGUUCGCCGAAGAGUUUAAGAAUACUCAAUUGGUGUGGCCAAAGUUGUUGAUAUACAAACGAGAUAGAAAUACGACGAGUAACGAGGUAUUAAGCGUGUACCAGGAGGAGGAAAGGAGCGUCGAAGGAAGAGUUUCGUCGACGAGGAGCGAGGAGCGAACAAACAGUUGAUC